Corapipo altera (White-ruffed manakin) is the source of this 600-nucleotide messenger RNA. Its product is annotated as fibroin heavy chain-like. NCBI's taxonomy places the organism in Eukaryota, Metazoa, Chordata, Aves, Passeriformes, Pipridae. Bases 49 to 525 code for a protein of 158 amino acids. The transcript has 2 exons. The record is from RefSeq and is a predicted model, not a curated record.
UUGGCUGGCGGGCAGGAUCUGCUGCGAGGUGAUGUCUCCCUGGCAGAGAUGUGUGGGAGGGUCAGUGCGCAGGCAACUCCGACCGGCCCAGGAGGAGGUUAUGGGAAGGGAUGCACGUUAUCCCGCCCGUCCGCGGCAUUCCCGCGCCCCGGAGGCUCCCCGGGUGCGGGGCAGGGCCUGUCGCCGGGUCGGGAGCCGUCACCCCCCGGCAGAACGGGAGGAGGGGAAGAGGCAGGAACGUGGGAUCUGUCCCGGCACUCCUGGGCGGAGGAGCCGCUGCCGGCAGGCUCGGCGGCCGCGAGGGGGCACCAUGAGCCCGUCAGCCGCGCGGGCAGCGGGAGGGGCCGGGAACGGGGGAGCAAGGCCGGGAAUGGGGCCGUGAGCGGGGCCAGCCGAGCCGCGUCCAGCAGCAACACCCGCCGAGGGGGGGACGGGCCCCAGCAAACGGCUAGGACACGGGAAGGAGCGAGCGCCGCGCUCUUGCUGACGUGGUCAGGUUUGCACGCUUGGAUCUCGCGGGCCUGACAUUCCUGCUCGGAAGCUAAAGACGAUCAAACACUUCUGCUGGCUUUAGCAGCCAUAAAACUUUACACGUUUGCC